Molecule: messenger RNA, 945 nt
Organism: Lathyrus oleraceus (garden pea)
Lineage: Eukaryota; Viridiplantae; Streptophyta; Magnoliopsida; Fabales; Fabaceae
Exons: 1
Coding region: 1-945 (314 amino acids)
Source: RefSeq, a predicted model, not a curated record
AUGGAACUGAAAGAAGUUGUUGGGCUGAUGAAGACUGUCACACACUUUGGACCUUGCUGUGAAAACUUAGUAAAGGAGUUUGUGGUGACUAUCCCUAAUGGGUGUGGUGAUACAAAGAGUGUUGACUAUGGUAAAGUUUAUGUGAGAGGAAAUGUUGUAACAUUCUUCCUAACUAUGAUCAAUAAAUUUCUAGGAAGAACAGAUGAACCUCAAGUUGAGCUGGAAGUUAUGGAUGAUCAAGUGUGUAAAGAGAUCAUGGCCAAGCAGGUUAGACAUUGGCCAAACAAAGGGAAGUUGUCUGCUGGUGAGCUAAGUCUAAAAUAUGUCAUCCUUCAUAGGAUUGGUACUUCUAAUUGGGUGCCCACUAAUCAUACCUCAACAAUCUCUACUUGUCCAAGUAAAUUUAUUUAUGUUGUUGGUACAAAAAGAGUGUUUGACUUUCGAAAAUACAUCUUUGAACAAGUGUCGAAACAAGCCUUCUCUACUGCUGUAAAAAUGCCCAUCUGUUGUCCAUCCCUCAUCUGUGGAACCAUCCUGAAUCAACAUCCUGGUAUCUUGCUACCCAUUGACAGAGUGAAGAAAAGGGAUUCUCCCUUAUCACUCCACUACAAACUCUUUGUAGGAACUCAUGUCCCAGACAUUGUUAUAACAUCCUCUCAGGCACCUGGCCCUGCCACAUCCAAGAAGAGUGUCAUUGCUCAACUGAAGGAAACUUGUAAAAAGCUGGAAGAUCCCAUCAGAUCUAGCACUGUAACAAAGAUUAAACUGGAGACAUUGAUGAAGGUUAUGAUGGAAGAGGAGAAGAAGGAAGCUAUACAAAGUGGUGAUGUUAAUGAAGGAACUGAUGAUGAAGAUUAUACUGGUGAAGAUGAUGUUGAUGAAGAGAAAGAAGAUGAAGGAGAAGAGUAUACAACAGCUGACUCAGAUAGUCAGGAAGAUAUCUGA